CAAAAUAUAGAUACCCGUCUCGUUCACACUCCUACUAGAUUCCAAUACAAAAACGAGCUAGUUUUGUGUGAACGCCAGUAGUUGCUCACAACGCGAGUCUUUUGUACCGUUUCGUGUAUAAAUUUAAGUGUAAUUUACUUAUAAAAGUGUUGAUUAUUUCUCUGUGAUAAAUAACAAGUGAUUACAGAAAUAUGGCACCAAUAGGCGGUCUGAUCUGUUGUAGCCGUAAGAGAAAGUCUGUGGCACCCAUUGAGUGUAUGGAAACAGAUGGAUCAUUCGAUUAUGACCUGGCUGUUAUCGGAGGGGGCUCUGGAGGACUUGCAUGUGCAAAAGAAGCUGUAAAUCAGGGCGCUAAAGUAGCAGUAUUAGAUUAUGUGACUCCCUCACCACAGGGCACAAAAUGGGGUCUCGGAGGGACAUGUGUGAAUGUGGGCUGUAUACCCAAGAAGUUAAUGCACCAGGCGGCUAUACUUGGUGAAAGUAUUCAUGAAGCAGUUGCAUACGGUUGGCAAGUGCCGUCAGUGGAGUCGAUCAAAAUCGACUGGUCUGCGCUUACGCAGGCCGUGCAAAACCACAUCAAAUCCGUCAACUGGGUGACCAGAGUCGACUUGAGAGACAAGAAAAUCGAUUACAUCAAUGGACUGGGUGAAUUCAAAGAUCCCCACACGUUGAUUGCUACUAUGAAGAAUGGAUCUAAGAAGGAAUUGACGGCUAGGAAUGUGGUGAUAGCGGUGGGGGGCAGGCCCCAUUACCCGGAUAUCCCGGGCGCGUUGGAGUAUUGUAUCACUAGUGAUGAUAUCUUCAGCUUGAGUCAUCCGCCAGGGAAGACUCUUGUGGUAGGAGCUGGAUAUAUCGGCUUGGAAUGCGCCGGAUUCCUCAACUCGCUAGGGUUUCCCGCUACGGUGCUGAUCCGCUCUGUCCCGCUGCGGGGCUUCGACCAGCAGAUGGCGCGCGUCGUCACCGCCGAGAUGGAGGAGAAGGGAAUAAAGCUGGAACACAAGUGCAUACCACUUUCUGUGGAAAAGUUGGAGUCGGGGCAGCUUAAAGCGCGCUGGCUCAAUACUGAGACCCAGGAGCAACACGAAGACUUGUUCGACACGGUUCUAAUCGCGACCGGUCGCUAUGCGCUCACUAAACAGAUCAAUUUGCCGGCCGCUGGCGUCAAUUGCGUAUCGCCCAACGGCAAGAUAAUCGCCGACGCCGAGCAGACGAACGUGCCGCACAUAUACGCCGUGGGAGACGUGCUGGAGGGCCGGCCGGAGCUCACGCCGGUCGCGAUCCACGCGGGCCGCCUGCUCGCGCGCAGGAUGUUCUCGGGCGCCGCGCAGCAGAUGGACUAUGACAACGUCGCUACGACCAUAUUUACCCCGUUGGAGUAUGGAUGUGUGGGGGUUAGCGAGGAGACCGCUGUACAGAGACACGGCGCGGAUAACAUUGAGGUGUACCACGCGUACUACAAACCGACAGAGUUCUUCAUACCGCAGCGGAACAUCCGCAACUGUUACCUGAAGGCCGUGGCGCUCCGUGAGGCCCCACAAAGGAUCCUAGGGCUCCAUUUCGUGGGCCCCGUCGCUGGUGAAGUCAUACAGGGCUUCGCUGCUGCUAUGAAAUGCGGCAUCACAAUGGAACAGCUGAUGAACACUGUGGGCAUCCAUCCCACGGUCGCGGAAGAGUUCACCCGCCUCAACAUCACCAAGAGGUCCGGCAAGGACCCCAACCCGGCCUCGUGCUGCAGCUAGAGCGGUAAAAACCACACGGCGUUCCGUGCAAAGAUGGCGAGCGAAGCCGGGGGAGGUUGUAGGUAUAGGUCCGUAAUUAAGCGUGGAAUGAAAAUGAGCAACAACAUUGUAUUUACUGAAUAUUUGUCUUUAGUUUCAGUUCUAUUCUUAUUUUUUUUUCUUGAUGUACAUACAAAUAUAAAUAAAUUAAAAAAAAACAAUGGUAAAAUCACUCACUUUCAUGGAAAUGUGGUUUACGAAAGAAAUCUGAAUAUUAAAUGACAUUUGGAGGUUAUUUCGCCAUUCAAAUUUUUCAGAUAAAUGGUUAUAAAGUAGUGCAAUUAAAUUACUUAUUUUAUGUCACCCACUCGGUAAGAAAAAAUCCUACGAUUUUAGUAUUGCCGAAUUAUCGAUAAUUUGAAUAUUGAUAGUUUUAAUCGAAAAAAGCCAUAGUGAUCUUACCCGUGAUGACUAUUAGCUUAUCGAUUGAAUUGCUUAAAUGUAACACGUACUAUCGAUAGUUUUGAUUGUAUCGAUACUUCUUUCGAGACCUGUCAAAAGUUAGGCACACGCAAAAAAGCAAGCGAAUGUUUAUUUUUAAAAUUAUUUGAAUCUACCCUCAAACCUGUUCUUAAUUAUUGCGGACCUUAUAAUGUGUAGGGGAGGGCUAACCAUCUGACAGUGUUCGAGUAACUUCACGCUUAUGUUUUUAAUACCUCGUAUGUAUAUAUGUAUGUUGCAACAAUGUUGAUUUCCAAAUGUAAUUGACCAGUUUUCAACGUCCAACUUUUUAUUCUGAACACGUUCGCAUAAUAAUAAGCAAUAUAUGUAUGAUCGUGUUCAAUGUAAACUUGCAUUUUUAAAGCGUUAAUGUUACUCAAGUGUGUCGUCGAAACUAUUAUAUUAUUGUUUUCUAUUAUUCUAUUUAUUGUCUGUUUGUGUUCGUUGCACGGGACGUGUACACCGUAGUAUUUUGUCUAAACCAAAACCGGGAACAAAUGCAUGUCAAAUGUCUUUUUAUGAGAAAGGCUAAUAAACUUCUAGAUUCUUCUUGUAGGCGAUCGGCUAGCAACCUUUCACUAUUGUGUUGUAUACAAUCACGUCUAAAUCUCAUGCGGGGUAGACAGAGCUAACAGUCUUGAAAAGACUGAGAGGCCACGUUUAGCAGUUUGGCUUAAUGAUAGAAUUCAAUUUUAAAUAGUAACAGGUUGCUAGCUCAUCGCCUAAAAGAAUAAUCACAAUUCAACCUGUCACUAUUUGAAUCUCAAUUCCAUAUUAAGCUGAACAGCUGAAUGUGGCCUAUCAGUCCUUUCAAGACUUCUUACUGUCUAUCCCGCAAGAGAUAUAAGACGUGAUUAUAUGUAUGUAUGCAUCUAAUUACGUUGCACAACUUCAAAAGGACUAUAACCAAAUGUAUUAUUGUUGAUAUAUGUUAUUCGUGUUUAGGCGUAGAUCACACUGUUAACAUAAACCGCACUUUAAUUUUUCCAAAAGUUAAUGUCAUAUUGACAUUUUGUAAUGCCGUCCUUGUCUUGCCGAUACGAUGCAUGAGGGACAGCAAUAUGAAGUGAUCGUAUGAAGUUUUUUUUAUUUAACUUGUCUUUCACUUUGUAAAUUCUUUACUUAAAGCGCAAUUUCAUUGAAUAAGGGGCGUCAGCAAAAUUAACUUUUUGUGAUGAGUUUUUUUGAAAUUUAUUGUUAAAUAUUUUGUAACAUGAAUGUGAUACGUGAUUGGUCUGUGAUUUCUAAAUUAAGUUAAUUUUGUUGGCGCUAAAAAUAUUACGUACUUCCAAUAUCGUCUAUUCCUAAUUGUAGAACGCAUCUUGGUUGUAGAAACCGACUCACGGUUGUUGAGUACUCAUAUAUUAUGUUCACAUGACAAUGAGUACCAACAAGUUCUUUAAUUUUAAUAUUAUUUAGUGACGUUCGAAAUGUCCCAUAAUAAUGAAUAAAAAAAUAAUUUGAAUAUAAAGAGAAUCGCUACUUAUUCAGUGAAAUUGUAGUGAGUUAGCAUUUACUUUCAGUGUUCCUUUUUUUCAGUUUGUUCUAAAAAUCGAGGCUGUAGAAAUAUAUAGAAACGUUAAAUGAUUUGGUGCUAGACAGUCCACAUUUUGUUUUUAAUUAAAGAACUAUUCAAAAGAAAUGUAUUAAAAUUGUUGUCUCAAAAAUUAUAAGCGAUCAAAUUGUAUAUGUUGUUGAAUUCCUGAACGAUAUUAGGUAGAUUACGUUAUUUAUUAGUAAACCAACUGCCACAUCAUAAACCUAUAUCUGUCUCUGUCAUGUCCGUAUAUUGCCAUCCUGCAUAUUUUAUAAUGUUGAACUUUAAGUAUUUAUUUGCAGUUAAGUUAAGGUUUUGCAUCGAAUCUAAUCAACAAGUAAUUAUAUUUUCUUUUUUAUUUUAUUUCAUAAAAAAUCCAUAAAGAACAACGCACUUUUAGUUUAUCUUUACAGUGGGCAACACUGAUGUACGAGUCAUAGAUAUAGAUUUAUGUUCGCGGUUUUUUUGGCCGUAGUAUUAUGAUACCAGUGUUUUUAUUUCUUUUAAAGGAAAGUUUAGGUUCGUAGGUGUACAUUCCGAACGCACUGAACAAAAACAGUUUUUGGUCACCUUAUUUUUAUGUGAUUUUCAACUUAAUAAAGUGAUAUAUUUUUAACGAAA
Molecule: messenger RNA, 4377 nt
Organism: Amyelois transitella
Lineage: Eukaryota; Metazoa; Arthropoda; Insecta; Lepidoptera; Pyralidae
Gene: Trxr1
Product: thioredoxin reductase 1, mitochondrial
Exons: 9
Coding region: 192-1739 (515 amino acids)
Biological process (GO): cell redox homeostasis; cellular response to oxidative stress; glutathione metabolic process
Cellular component (GO): mitochondrion; cytosol
Molecular function (GO): flavin adenine dinucleotide binding; thioredoxin-disulfide reductase (NADPH) activity; glutathione-disulfide reductase (NADPH) activity
Source: RefSeq, a predicted model, not a curated record